This is a messenger RNA of Hypomesus transpacificus, 681 nucleotides long. It is a transcript of the gene mkrn2os.2, whose product is annotated as MKRN2 opposite strand, tandem duplicate 2. The transcript is spliced from 4 exons. The record is from RefSeq and is a predicted model, not a curated record. NCBI's taxonomy places the organism in Eukaryota, Metazoa, Chordata, Actinopteri, Osmeriformes, Osmeridae. Bases 1 to 681 code for a protein of 226 amino acids.
AUGGAGAAGAGUGUGAUCAAAUUCAGCCACUGCCACAAGGACAUCUUCUGCCUGUUCGUCCCAGAAGAGUGCCCCGAAUGUGGCAUCAGCUUCAGUGGCAGGAGGCUGGAGGAGGCUCCUAUCAGCAUACCCAACCCCUUCUCCAACGGACACAAAACACCCUGCUCCUUCCUCGUGGCACCCGCCCAGGACAACCCAUCCAGCAACUUUGAUGGAGGGUCAGAUUUGCACACGGGGAUCACUGAUACCAAUGGAGUGGUCUACAACUACACAAAGACAGGGGUUCGAAAGGAUUGCCAAGGAUGGGAGAAGUGCCUUAGCAUUCCUCUGGUCCAGCCUGACAUGUACAACCUCAUUGACCAGUGGAACCAGUACCUUGACAAGUUCUCCCAAGCACCCAUGUGGGAUACACUAUGGCAACGGUUUGAUGAAGAGACCCACAACUGCUAUAACUACACUCUGAUGUUUCUAAACUGCGUACUGGGCACUCAGGGAAAAAGGCCACUCACGAAGGACUCGUUCACGCAGAGCUUUGUGUUGCCUAGGAUAAAAAGGGCAUCAAAGUACACCACUCUGUAUCGGGAAAUCACCAAGAACCAUUUCUACAUAGUAGACAGCCCCCGGAAAGAAACAGAUGAAGAUUAUAGCGAGGAAGAGAAAGAUGGGAAAACGAAGACAUAA